GGAGGACAGGUGAAGCUCUGCCUCCGCUGACCGCAAGUCACUGGUAAAAAAUAUCAGUGAUACAAUUAGCUAAAACUUGUUUAAAGUAUAUUGUUGAAUAAAAAAUUAACAACCGUACGAAUUCAUGAUAAUACAUCAUAUUAAAAGCGGAACUGCUCCGUUUAUUUAAAUAAGCCUGAGUGACUCAUCGCACGAAUCAAAUAAGGAAGUGAACGGCUGCUAAUGUCACAGCGAAAUAAAUCUUCGGAGUGGAACAUCUUUCUGCACGAAUGAUCUUUGGAACACAGGGAGCGUCCAAAAGAAUGCGAUGGCUUGGCGGUGUCUCCCGUUGCCAUGCCAACGCGGUUAGCAACACAAACUGAACCGUUGGGGAUUAUUUAUUUAAUACCGGACAAGGCGAAGGAAAGAUGUCCAGGUUGGGGGGUUCUGAGCGGGUUCUGCUGGAGCCGAACAUGGGGGCGGAGACCUGGUGUCGAGUGGAAUCAGACCCCCGGGAGUUGUGGGAGCGGGCCGAGAGGAGGCACUACCGGAACCACCUGAAGACCAGCGCGGUGCUGCUGAACGCGCUGACCGGCGGACAGCAGCGCAGGGCGGCCUGCACCCAAUGGCGGCUCCCGGUAAAACUCCCGGAGCGGAAACACUUCGACCAGAGCUAUAAAAACCAGUUGGUGCAAACAGAACGACCAGAACCAGAAGCAGAACCCAGGAUCUCCUGUAGCAGUCAGUCAUGUAACCAGUCCAAAGAGGCCUCUGACUGAAGACUGUUUCUGGAAAGUCCAACAGGCGCAGAAGGAAAUGAUGUUUCUACAUGUAUUAAAACUGAAGUUAAAUCCACACUGAGCAGCCUGGUGUUCCUCAGGGUUUUCUGGAAAUGAAAGAAAAUUUUAAAAUAAGUUAAAACAGAGAUGGAAACUGGACAUUAUCUCAGGAAACAUUUUUGAUCGACUUUUAUUCCGUCUCAGAUGAAAGUUUUCCAGCUUUUUGGCUAAAUGACAAAUAAAAAGCAAAGUUGUUUAAUA
Molecule: messenger RNA, 1019 nt
Organism: Gambusia affinis (western mosquitofish)
Lineage: Eukaryota; Metazoa; Chordata; Actinopteri; Cyprinodontiformes; Poeciliidae
Product: spermatogenesis-associated protein 45-like
Exons: 2
Coding region: 408-758 (116 amino acids)
Source: RefSeq, a predicted model, not a curated record